CUCUCCCGGGCCGGGCCCGUGGGGCGGGCGGCGCUGGCGGGUUGCGGUCGGGUCGGGGUCAGCAGGUCGCUUCGCCCGGCGCUCACUCGGUGUCUGUGCCGCCCCGGUGCCAGGUGCAGGCGCGGCGGCGUUCGGCGCCGACCCUCCCUUCCUCCCUGCGCGGCGCCAUGGCCAUGAGGGAGCUGGUGGAGCCGGAGUGCGGGGGCUCCAACCCCCUGAUGAAGCUGGCGGGGCACUUCACUCAGGACAAAGCCCUGCGGCAGGAAGGGCUGCAGGGCCCGCUGGCCUGGCCCCCCGGGGCUACCGAAACCGCAGCCGUAUCCAAACCACUGGGAGUGGCCACCGAAGAUGAGCUGGUUGGAGAGUUUCUGCAAGCACAGAAUGGCCCUUUACUAUCCCGUGCACCCCAGACCUUUAAAAUGGAUGACCUGUUGGCGGAGAUGCAAGAGAUUGAACAGUCAAGCUUCCGGCAGGCCCCUCAGCGAGCUCCAGGUGUGGCAGCCCUGGCACUGUCUGAAAACUGGACCCAGGAAUUCUUGGCUGCAACAGAUAGCACUGGUGAUGUCUCUUCAGAUUACAAUGAGGCUGACUGGUCACAGGAGUUCAUUGCUGAAGUGACAGGUGAAGUGUCCCUUUUGGGAUUACUGUCAAGAUGAAUGUCAGUCACAUGCCUGUGUAUAGUGAAGAGUUAGUGAAUGUGAAAUUGGGAGUCUUGCUUUGGGCCCAGCAGUCAUUGUUUCCUGCAGCAGCUUUAAUGGGGUGGUGGGUAGGGAAGCUGCUUUGUGAUAGCUUAGCCAAAUUG
Molecule: messenger RNA, 802 nt
Organism: Pipra filicauda (Wire-tailed manakin)
Lineage: Eukaryota; Metazoa; Chordata; Aves; Passeriformes; Pipridae
Gene: PEX5
Product: peroxisomal biogenesis factor 5
Exons: 4
Coding region: 168-656 (162 amino acids)
Biological process (GO): protein import into peroxisome matrix, docking
Cellular component (GO): peroxisomal membrane; cytosol
Source: RefSeq, a predicted model, not a curated record